Molecule: messenger RNA, 3097 nt
Organism: Cotesia glomerata
Lineage: Eukaryota; Metazoa; Arthropoda; Insecta; Hymenoptera; Braconidae
Gene: Hr38
Product: probable nuclear hormone receptor HR38
Exons: 9
Coding region: 593-3034 (813 amino acids)
Biological process (GO): cellular response to corticotropin-releasing hormone stimulus; regulation of transcription by RNA polymerase II; retinoic acid receptor signaling pathway
Cellular component (GO): transcription regulator complex; nucleus
Molecular function (GO): nuclear glucocorticoid receptor binding; nuclear receptor activity; zinc ion binding
Source: RefSeq, a predicted model, not a curated record
CGCGCGCUCCGGACUCAGUUACGCGGUGACCGGCCUUAAGUGCACCACCACGAGAGCUGUGUCAGCUUCUCUUAAUCCGCGUGCUUUGAUAUCCAACAGUGAAACAGUUAUUAUUAUUUUAUACCAAUUAAUUAAUUUAUUUUUUUUCUUUAUAUCAAUCAACCAACGUGACUUUAUUAUUAUUAUUCGUUUCUGGAUAAAUACUAUUUACGUUAAUACAUACCAUUUGUUUAUACAAGUGUAAUUGUUAGACUUGAUAUUUUAUUGAAUUUUCAUCGAUGAUUUUUCAACAAACCAGCCAGACUUAAAUUAAUCUUUAAUCGCCUGAAGAAGAAUCAUCUGAUCAACCACAUCUUCUGACGGGAAUCUGUGAACAACUUUUUGGAAUAAACAACAUAGAUGCUGGAUCAUUCAAGUGUUUAUCAGUUCGACUGUCAUAAUACCCCAGUGGUGGAUACUUUUAUCUUCGCCUAAAAAUAAAUAAUAGUUAUUAAACAAAAAAUAGAGCAAGAAUAAAAAAAGAGAGAGGGAAGAAAGAAAGAAGAAGAGGUAUUGAGUUAAAAACACCCUGAAGGAAGAACUUGGUGGCCGUAUGCGAGUUCCCAGGUCGGAAUUGUGGAACGAGCGUUUGCUGCCGCCAGAGCGUCUGGAGCUCGCUGUCAACGAAAGAGUCUUCAAUGCUAUUUGGAGGGAACCGGGAACACCAUCAACGGCGACUGUGGCAGGGCAGCUUCAUACGCAAAGCGGCGGAGACGAUUGUGAUAAAGAAUAUACCGGUCAUCAAUUGCCGGUGGAUAUAGCUAGUGAACAAAACCAACACCACCAUCAGCGUACAUCAUCAUCAUCAUCAUCUACAGAAUUAAUUUGCACAGAUCGUGGUUCAGCUACCACUGCAAUCACAACGGCUUCCACAACGACUACUGGCACUGCAUUCACAGUUGCAUCAAGUAUGCUUCUGCUACAAACACAGAGCCCAUUUGGCUGCAGCAGUUUUGCUGAUUUUCUCAGUGCACCUUACACUGAUCCUACGGAUACAGGAAGUCUCACUGAAGAGUUAGAGCCCUUUCCAGAAUUACAGUUAGGCAAUUCUCAGUCUGUAACAGCAACGCAAGACGAUAUCACCCAAUCAAAUCUUCACCAUCAAAUUCAAUCUCGAUCGCUACCUGGAGAUCUACAAACAGAUUCAUUGAGCCCAACUCCACUACCCAGUUUCCAAGAGACGUACACUGCUCAUCAACGCUACACACGCCAGGAACUUCAGAGUCUGGACAUCAAGAUGGACGAUGAAUGCUUUGACGCUCUUCAGUAUGCUUGCGCAGAUACUCCUUAUACUGCUGAAUUUGCCGCAGCUAUUCCAUAUCAUCCGCAACAACAGCCCCAGCCCCAGCAUCAUCACCAUCACCAUCACCAUCAUCAACACCAACAACAACAGCAGCAACAGCAGUCCCAGCAGCAUCAUCAGCAACAUUCAAUGAUGCACCAUCAUCAGCAGCAACUUCCUCAUCAGCAUCAACAUCACCAUCGUCAGGAAAAUCAUCAUCACCAAAAUAUUCCACCAACGCUGACACCACCUCCAGUAGCAGUGCCAAUUCAAUCAGUAACAGCAAUGGCUAUUUCACCAUCUCCACCAUCACCGUCACAGCCAACUCCUCCACCUCCUCCACCUCCACCACCACCACCAGGAUACUUCUCAGCGAUAACGUCGAAUCACAGUGCCACAAUGCAGUCAGCUGGAAAUUUGCACCAGAGAGACUUGUCCGGUGCUUUCACAAAUGUACCUAUGGCGGCCUACGGGCAAGGAAAUAUCAUGAGUGUAUCACCGGUUUCGAUGACAUCCAACGUUACCGGAUCAAAUGUUCAUAUUGGAUCGACACGUUCUCGAGCACCAAUGCUCCAAAGAUCAGACUCUACGAGCAGUGGUAGCAAUCAAGAGUCCCCCAAAUCAUGUCCGAGCACAUCUAGCAAUGUUAAUUCAACUCCAUCACCCAGUAGUAAUGAACGGGCGCCACAGAGUCCAAGCCAAUUAUGUGCUGUUUGUGGUGACACUGCUGCUUGUCAGCAUUACGGAGUCCGUACCUGUGAAGGUUGCAAGGGAUUUUUCAAGAGAACUGUACAAAAGGGAUCCAAAUAUGUUUGUUUGGCUGAAAAAUCGUGUCCUGUCGAUAAACGACGUCGCAACCGAUGCCAAUUCUGUCGGUUUCAAAAGUGCCUGAUGGUCGGAAUGGUCAAAGAGGUUGUCAGAACAGAUUCUUUGAAAGGUCGACGAGGAAGACUUCCUUCCAAACCAAAAUCACCACAAGAAUCACCUCCAAGUCCGCCCGUUACUCUAAUUACUGCAUUAGUACGAGCUCACGUUGACACAACCCCUGAUGUUGCUAAUUUAGAUUACUCUCAGUACCAUGAACCUGGCGUACCUGCACCGUUGGUAACAGAUGCUGAAAAAGUUCAACAAUUUUAUAAUUUACUUGCGACGUCCAUUGAUGUUAUUCACAACUUCGCUGAAAAAAUUCCUGGAUUUACGGAUCUAUUAAAAGAAGAUCAAGAAUUACUCUUUCAAUCAGCGAGCUUAGAACUUUUCAUUCUCAGGUUAGCUUAUCGUACAAGAGUCAGUGAUAAUACUUUAACAUUUUGCAACGGAGUUGUGCUAUCACGAACACAAUGUUACCGGUGUUUCGACGAAUGGCUAUUCAAUAUCUUGAAAUUCUGUCAUGUUCUCCAUAGUGUAGAAAUUGAUGUCAGUGCAUUCGCAUGUCUUUGUGCCCUCACACUCGUUACAGAUCGGUAUGGUUUGAAAGAACCACAACGAGUAGAAGAUUUACAAAUGAGAAUAGUAUCAUCACUUCGUGAUCACGUAACUUACAAUUCAGAAGCCCAGAGAAAGACUCAGUACCUGUCACAUUUAUUAAGUAAACUCCCAGAUUUAAGAAGUCUUGCUGCACAAGGUCUUCAGCGAAUUUUUUACCUCAAGGUGGAGAAUCUUGCACCGAUGCCACCUCUUAUUGAAUCUUUAUUCGUUAAUAGCAUUCCCUAUUGAAGAAAUAAAUAAUUCAUUAACUGCAGCUAUAUUAUUUAAUGAUUAUUAUUUCAUUAAUAAUAU